Messenger RNA from Cydia amplana, 1953 nucleotides. RefSeq names its product homeobox protein PKNOX2-like. The record is from RefSeq and is a predicted model, not a curated record. Gene Ontology annotation, molecular function: RNA polymerase II cis-regulatory region sequence-specific DNA binding. Bases 853 to 1953 code for a protein of 366 amino acids. Lineage: Eukaryota; Metazoa; Arthropoda; Insecta; Lepidoptera; Tortricidae. The transcript has 11 exons. Gene Ontology annotation, biological process: regulation of transcription by RNA polymerase II.
GAAAUAAAACAACCUUUUUAUCGUGAGCAUCAGCGAACGAGUUUUCAAAGAGAGCAAAGACUUAACUCGAUUAUUAAUCAAACUGCAAUGAGACACUGCACCAGAUUAAUGCAGUCGAGAUGAACGUCUGAAAAAAAUAGACACGAAUAAAAUAAGAAAAAGUAGGAGGCGCUCUCACGACAGAUAUUGAGUGGUGGGACGGGCUUAGCCUGCGCAGAGACGAAUUAUUAGAACAUAAAGACACAUUUCAUUGCGUCAACCUUUUGUAUGAUGAACAAUUUAAACCGGCGACCUUAUUUUAAGAAAUAGUUGUAAAUUAACGCUAUUAAAACGAGUUUAAGAGCCGUCAUGAGCGUUUAAUUACGCAAACGUUACGCCGCUGGGCGUGACAUCACAAAUCAGCUCGUUCGGGUUGAAGACAACACGUCGGGCACCCAUCCUUUUCUUUCGCCAUGUUUAGAAAGGGAGGGCGAUAGCCGGCAGGCCGGUGCUGAUCGUAUUCUGUCGAGGGUGUCGCCAUUUUCGUUUUGACGAAUAUUGACAGCACGGCAGACAGACAGUGGCUCGACCGUCGGCGGAGCGUCUGCCACUAUUUUUAUUUUGAUAGUGAAUCACAUAACGUGCUCGUGUUGUAUUUGUAAUAAAAAGCUGUUUAUUUAAUACUAUCUCGCGUGACUUGUGAUUGAUAAAUGACUGUUUGUGAUUUUUGAUGCUAACCUCCUUUUUAAGCUUAGUGUUUUAAGAACUGCAAGACUGUGAUCGAUAUGUGCAAGAUGUGCAGAUGACUCCACAGUACCAAACGACACCGUGUUGAUUUCUUCUGAUGGUGGCGGGGCGGGGGCGGUGCUAGGGAUGCAGGGCGCCGCGCCCGCCGCCGACGGCGACCAGGCGCAGUUCGAGGCGGACAAGCGGGCCGUCUACAAACAUCCCUUGUUCCCGCUGCUAGCGCUCCUGCUCGAGCGAUGCGAGCAAGCCACGGCGGGGGCGGAGCCCCCGGCCGCGGACGCCUUCGGGGCGGACCUGCAGGCCUUCGUGCAGCACCAGCGGCGGGACCGGCGCCCGUUCCUGGUGGACGACCCGGAGAUUGACGGGCUCAUGAUUAAGAGCAUACAGGUGCUCAGGAUCCACCUGCUAGAACUAGAGAAGGUGCAGGAGCUGUGCCGCGACUUCUGCGGACGGUACAUCGCCUGCUUGAAGACCAAGAUGCAGAGCGAAAAUCUGCUGCGGACUGACUACACGGCAGGUGGCGUGGAAAGUAAUAAUAAUCUCUCGGGAUCCUUAGACGACCAUUCCAGCACUUCCAACUCCCCACAGUAUCAGUCGCCCGUGGCUGCGCUGCCAGCGCCGCCUUCCUACCCCGUGUUCCACGCAGACCUGCCCUUCGCGGCGCCCAGGCCCGACCCGCAAUCCCUAGUGGUGCAAGGCUCCACGCCAAUUAGUCAAAUCGGUGCCGGGUUGAUAUCGACAGAUUCUUUCACAGGGACUAACUCCAACAAUUCUUGUUCCUCAAUCUCCGGUUCCCCCCCCCCUGAGGAUGAGGAUGACAGCAGCGGCAAGCGCGGCGUGCUGCCCCGUCACGCCACGCAGGUGAUGCGCGCCUGGCUGUUCCAGCAUCUAGUGCACCCAUACCCGACUGAGGAAGAAAAGCGUACCCUGGCGGCGCAGACCAGGCUGACACUACUGCAAGUCAACAACUGGUUUAUCAACGCCCGCCGCCGCAUCCUGCAGCCCAUGCUGGACUGCGCUGAUAAACCCGGUGGCAAGAAGAGCAAAAAUGGAUCUUCCAUCAGCAAAAGGUACUGGCCCGAUGCUCUCUCUAACCCACAGUUCACCGCAGGUCUCCUGUCAUCCUCUGAAGACGAAGACCAGGAAGGCGAGCCUUCAGGAGACGAACAGGAACCUCCCAACGAAGACCAGGAGACCUUCCCCCCCCUACACCAGCCCAUGCACUAA